Messenger RNA from Solea solea (common sole), 1430 nucleotides. RefSeq names its product transmembrane protein 82 (gene tmem82). Bases 255 to 1292 code for a protein of 345 amino acids. The record is from RefSeq and is a predicted model, not a curated record. Lineage: Eukaryota; Metazoa; Chordata; Actinopteri; Pleuronectiformes; Soleidae. The transcript is spliced from 6 exons.
GACUCUGUGGAGGGCCUCUGCUCCACUGACGCUCAGAUGACCUUUGGUACAGGACACAGAACAGACUCAAACUGAGGCCACGGAAAUAAACAGAUGAGCUGAGCCGAUCCUCCACAUGUUCAUGACCUGAUCUGGAAUAACAGCAAAGAAUGGCUCCUGGCUGUGCGAUCGCAUGAGUUGGAUUUAGCUCCAUGGAUUUUUCUGCCACGUGUGAGCUUUAAAUUAAAUCUUCUUCUUCCGAGUCAAAGACAACAAUGUUAUCCUUCAUCACCUCGCUUUUCCCGACUUCCUUCCUGCCUGGUUGGUUGAUUUUAGAUGCAAAUCCACUGAUUAGUUUACUUCAAGGACUCGUGGGUUCGUGUGGGAUCGCUGUUCUGUGCUCCUUGAUGAGAGUGCACUUAUUUUUAGAAGACGAAAGUUGCAGGGAUGAAAAAGAAUCAUCAAACCAUAGCAGAUCCACUCAUCUCAGGAGAAGUCAAUCUGGACUUAGUGGGAGGAUCCACUUUUUCAUUGUGACUUUGUUACUGGCUGUAGUGGGAUCCCGUGUGGCUUCUUUGGUGGUACUAGAAUUCUGUCUUCGGGCCGUCUCUGGAUGGGUCACAGCUGGACCAGAUUCCAGGAAAUUUGUACAGCAGCUGUUAGUGCAAGGCCAGUUCUCUCUGGGCUGUGCCCUCAGCUGCAGUCUACACUUUCUCCACGAGGGGGCGGCCCAGCGCUGGCUAUCCCUGCUCUUGGCCGCAGCUCUCAGCUGGUUCCUGGCUCAGCAGGCCACACGCCUGCUGCAUCAUGUCACAGCUCUUUACAAACUCCACAGCUCGCAGCGCUACUGUGGCGUCUGCAUCGGCCUCCUGGCAUCAGGGGGUCGCCUGCUGCCCGCACUGUGCAGGACGACCAUCAUCACCUUCUCUGUGGCUGUGGUCGCUGCUGUGUCAAUCAUUAAUCAACACUUCCUCUCUGCAUCAGAGGCCCUUAAGUUCUGGACACCACUGACCAUCUGUUACACACUGUUGGUGGUGUACAUGCAGGAGGAGCAGCACCGUCUGCCGAGCAGCCAGGCUGUCCUCAACACAGUGGUGGUGCGCCUCGGGGGGCUGAUGGUCCUGAUGUUGACUGUUGGACGCUGGGCUGACGUGAUCCACAUCCUAAUUUGUUUCUUGGGUGAGGCCAGCUGCCUGAUUCCCACCAUGGAUCUGCUGGAUGCAGCAUUAUAUCAGGAUGAAGAGGAUUACACAGACUAUGCAAAGAGGGAUCAUCGACAAAGGCCACGGGAAAAGGAGAAGGAGCACAAGUGAAAUUUUAAACUUGAGGCACUUGUUUUUAAUCCAGUUAUCUAAUGUAGGUCCUACUAGGACAACACCAGCAAUGACUUACUGCGUUUGUAUUGAGAUUGUGUAAUGUUUUUCCAUAAAAAAGCAUAUUAUGACCAGUGA